Messenger RNA from Sorghum bicolor (sorghum), 1373 nucleotides. RefSeq lists its product as uncharacterized. The record is from RefSeq and is a predicted model, not a curated record. NCBI's taxonomy places the organism in Eukaryota, Viridiplantae, Streptophyta, Magnoliopsida, Poales, Poaceae. Gene Ontology annotation, biological process: transposition. The transcript has 6 exons. Bases 121 to 1119 code for a protein of 332 amino acids.
UACCGCAAUGUGGCGGAGAAGGUGAAAGCAGAGUUUUGGACUUAUUUCAAAUGUGAGGAGGGAGCCGAGGUCAGGGCGAACCAGGUCCUUAUCAAGUCCGCUAAGAAACGCGUCGUCGACAUGCAUCACGAGGUGAAGUACCAGUGCGCCAUAACCUACAGCGGGGAGAAACUUGGGAGAAAGCUUGAUAAGAAGCGUGCAAGACAGAUCACGAUGACCCGAGAGCAGUACAUCGAGGCGAUUCCAGACUGGUGUCGUUCGUUUCCAGACUGCUGGGAGAAGAUCGUGGACAGGUGGUUCACUCCAGCCUACAUUAAGCAGCAUGAAGCUCUCCGGGCGCAUCGUUUGAAGAUGAAAGGUCCAGCACACCAUCAGGGCAGCCGCAACCUCUCCCAAUACAAAGCCGCAUGGAUGAAGGCACAUCCAGGGAAGGACUGCAACGACUUCAAGGCGUUCUGCAUGUCCCACUUGGGCAAGUCGGGGUCGGAGGUGGACUACACUGGGCAGGAACCACCCACGGCGUACACCAACCCGGAAAUCGGCGAACGGAUCCGGGAGUACACGGUGGCGGCAAAGGCACGCCAUGGGGAGGAGUACGAUCCGUGCACACAGGAGAUCGAUGUAGAUCUCGUCAUGAGGCAAGGAGGAGGAAAGAAGCACGGGCGGAUGUGGAUUGCCAACAGCGUCAUCGACAGUUCCGAGCUCUCCCUCACGCGGAUCCGAGCAGGUAGCGCCGCCACUGACCCACCCAUACGUCCACGGGUGAGCUCUUCACAGCACCAGGUCGAUGCACUCCAGGCCGAGCUACAAAAUGAGAAGAAGCAGCGUGAGGAGACAGACGCGAAGCUUGUGGCCACAAGUGCGACGGUGGAGGCCCAGAAUGCGGCGCUGGCAAUGCAGCAAACAAGGCUAGAGGAACUAACGAAGUUCCUAGCAGCUGUUGGCGAGAAGUCCGGUUUGUCCUUGCCACCAGAGCUCCUCCAUCCCCUCCCUUUGCCGGUGCCUGUUCUACCUACUCCUCAACAGUCGGCGGGUUCGAAUCCUACUCCUGCAGCAAUUGCAGAAGGCAUACCCUCACCAGGCGUUCAGUACCCACCAGGCGGAGCCCCAACGUCUUGAGAUGCAGUGGUAGUGCUUGUUGUGAACUUGUGGAGACAACUAUGCACUUUGUGAACUUGAGCCGCACUUUGUGAACUUGUGGAUGUGAACUUGUGACAUUUGUGCUAUAUAUGUUGUGCUUGUUGUGGUGAAUGUGCCAGUGGUUGUAUCUAUGGUCUGGAUAACAUAUAUAUAUGUGUGUGAUUUUUAUUGUUUGAUCAGGUGGAUUGGAAAAUAAAAAUAAAAAAAACUGUUUUCUGUAGGUUUGCCGAGCG